CAAGAUACAUUCCCUCAAGUGUCCAGAAUUUCCAAUUACAGACGACAAAGUAGCACUGAUUCGAAUUCAGAAUUGUCAAAUGAAGAAUUAAGGCAAUGUCUUCAUGAAACUUUAGAGCUCUCCAUGCCCUCUCCUUCUCGCUUCCGGAAACAUGGCCUCUGGUGUGGCUGUCUCUGAUGGUGUCAUCAAGGUGUUCAACGACAUGAAGGUGUGUAAGUCUUCAACACCAGAGGAGGUGAAGAAGCGCAAGAAGGCGGUGCUCUUCUGCCUGAGUGAAGACAAGAAGAACAUCAUCUUGAAGGAGGGCAAGGAGAUCCUGUUGGGCGAUGUGGACCAGAACAUUGAUGACCCCUAUGCCAUCUUUGUCAAGAUGCUACCAGAUAAGGAUUGCCUCUGUGCCCUCUAUGACGCAACCUACGAGACCAAGGAGAGCAAGAAGGAGGACCUGGUGUUUAUCUUCUGGGCCCCUGAGUCUGCGCCCCUUAAGAGCAAAAUUAUCAGUGCCAGCUCCAAGGACGCCAUCAACAAGAAGCUGACAGGAAUCAAGCAAGAAUUACAAGCAAACUACUAUGAGGAGGAGGUAGAAAUUUUAAAAACUGAACUUGAGGCAUCUCAAAGACAACUCAGAGGUAAAGAGGAAGCAUUGAAAAUUCUUCAAAGCAUGGCAAUACUUGGCAAAGCCACAAGUCAUACGCAGGCAGUGCUUCAAAAAACUAUGGAACAAAACAGAUCCUUGGAGAAGGAAAUAAAUGCCUUGCAGUGGGAAAUAGAAUUUGAUCAUAAUAGAUUUAAAAAUAUAGAGGAAUCUUGGAUCCAAAAAUAUGACAGGCUAAACUGUGAAAAUGCAGUCCUCAAAGAGAAUUUGAAAGUGAAAACAGAAGAAAUUAAAAUGCUGAAGUCUGACAAUGCAGUUUUGAAUCAACGGUAUUUGGAGGCCCUCGCCAUGCUUGAUAUCAAACAGCAGAAGAUGGCUCAGGAAAACAUGAGCUGUGAUAAAAGUGGCUUUGCAGAGGCUUCAGGUCUUGAGCUUGCAGUCCUCGGAGCCUGCCUUUGUCAUGGGCCUGGAGGGAACCCCUGUUCUUGUGCCAGAAUGGCAGCAUCCACUCGGAAACUGCUUCUUCAGCUCAAACAAGAGUUGGAACUUUUGCAGAAGAGUAAAGAAGAAGCUUACGUGAUGGCAGAUGCUUUCAGAAUUGCAUUUGAGCAACAAUUAAUGAGAAAAAAUGACCAGGCACUACAAUUGACACAAAUGGAUAAAAUGCGUAAAAAAGCAACAAAAUGGAUGAAUUGGAAGCGCCUUAAAGAGGAUGGAUUUCCAUCUCCAAGGAGUAAGAAAACCUUCGGGCAGAGACUGUUGGAUAUGCUCCCUUCAGAAAACAGUUCUAAGAGGGUGGAAGACCAGGACAGUCCUCAAGAGGUCCUUAAGAUGCUCAUAGAUUUGCUUAAUGAUAAAGAAGAAGCUUUGGCUCAUCAAAGAAAAGUUAGUUACAUGCUUGCUCGGGCAUUGGAAGACAAAGACACUGCUUCAAAAGAGAAUAAAGAAAAAAAUCCUAUAAAACAGAAUUUCUCUUUCAACAACCCCUGGCGUAAGGCUUCAGAAUUCUCUGUUUUGGGUGAUCCUAUGCAUUCAAGUGUCUGCAUUUUAAAUUCUGUGGGCUGCAUUUGUUCAAUCCAGCACUCUCAAAUAGAUCCAAACUAUAGAACUCUUAAAAGAUCCCAUUCUUUGCCAUCAAGUAUCUUAUUUUAAAGACAAGCCAGUUGAAACUGGAACUGAGUUGUUUCUAUCAAGAUACUUUGAGAAAUGAUUUUGUAAAUUUUGCUGCAUCUUGAGAAGUUGUGUUUCCUAGGUAUUUCUGAAUUUUAGGAGGUCGCUUAAAUCAAAUAUUUUCUACAUUUUCUUUUUCUUCUUUUGAGAUGGAGUCUCGCUCUGUCACCCAGGUUGGAGUGCAGUGGUGUGAUCUCGGUUCACUGCAACCUCCGCCUCCCGGUUCAAGCAAUUCUCCUGCCUCAGCUUCCUGAGUAACUCGGAUUACAGGCAUGUGCCAUCAUGCCCAGCUAAUUUUUGUAUUUUUAAUAGACAGGGUUUUACCAUGUUGGCCAGGCUGGUCUUGAACUCCUGACCUCAAUUGAUCCGCCCGCCUUGGCCUCCGAAAGUGCUGGGAUUACAGGCGUGAGCCACCACACCCAGCCUAUUUUCUACAUUUUCUACAAGAAAUUAGUAUUCUGUGUUGACAUUUUAUUUAUAAAUUACAUUACUGUAUUUAUAAAUUACAUUACAGGCUGGGCAUGGUGGGUCACCUAAGGUUGGAGUUCAAGACCAGUCUGACCAACAUGCAGAAACCCGUCUCUACUAAAAAUACAAAAAAUUAGCGAGGCGUGGUGGCACAUGCCUGAAAUCCCAGCUACUUGGGAGGCUGAGGUAGGAGAAUUGCUUGAACCUGGGAGGCGGGGGUUGUGGUGAGCCAAGAUUGUGCCAUUGCACUCCAGCCUGGGCAACAAGAGUGAAACUGUCUCAAAAAAAGAAAAAAAAACACAUUACAGUGUUUGCCAACAUCCUAAAACAAAAAAUAAUAAUGAUUUUUGGGAAAACAAAAAAUUAUUUAACUAUUUUGAUUGACUAUAGGGAUCUUAGAUUGGCUAAAUCAACAAUAUAGCAAUAUAUCUUAAUGCUCUAAAAAGUAAUACCUAGGAGUGACUGAAUGUUAAUUUCUGGAAUUCAUUUAUCUUAUUUGCCUUGUUCAGUAUUUUUCAUUUACCAUAUAAAGUUUAGAAAUAACAAUUUCCUUAACUUCAAUAAGACAGUUAUGAUGGUGGAACCUUGGCAGAAGUAUAUUGAGUCAUUGUCGGCUACGUUCAUGGCUUCUUGUCAGGGUAGUAACAUUUUGCAACCAAAUCUGCACAGAUUUGUAGCCAAGUCUAUAAAGUGCUUAACAGCUCUUUUCAUUGCAUCCUGUGAGAUGGUUGUGAUGAUCCAGGAAAUGGGGUCUCAGGAAUCUGAAGAAGCUGCCUGAGCCAAGGUGAUUUCUAGGAGUUUGUUUGUGGUAUGUGAAUUGGGGUGUGUGGGGGUGGGGUGUGUGUGUAGACAGGGUCCCACUGUGUUGCUCAGGCUGGUCCCAAACUCCUGGCCUCAAGGGAUCCUCCUGCCUCAACCUGUCAAAGUGCGGGGAUUACAGGCAUACACCACCACAACUCAAUAAAAAAGUUUUUAAAAAUUUACAAAGCUCAUAUUUGAUCCAGCUAGGAUUUUACCCUGUACAUUUGUAUUUCUUGUAGCCUGACGCACAGAUAUCUUAAAUGGCUACUAAAUGCUGCUCUGUGUAUGAAAACAAAUGGCUAUCAAGGCCGGGUGCAGUGGCUCACAGAUCUGGUCUGAAUCUCUUGAGUCCAGACCAGUCCAGAGUUCAAGACCAGCCUGGGCAACAUGGUGAAACCCCAUCUAUACAAAAACUCAGCAAGGCAUGGUGGCAUGCACCUCUUGUCCCAGCUACUCAGGGGGCUGAGGCAGGAGGAAUGGCAUGAGCCCAGGAGCUUGAGGCUGCAGUUGAGCUGUGAUUGUGCCACUGCACUCCAGCCUGAGUGACAGGGACCCGUCUCCAAAAGAAAAGGCUAUCAAUACAAAAAUGUUUAUCUAAAUUACUGUACAGCCAUACAAUGGAAUACUCUACAAAAUGGAGAGCUCCAUAAGAUAAAGCAAAUGAAUAAAGCAAAAUGCAUGUGUUGA
This is a messenger RNA of Symphalangus syndactylus (siamang), 3721 nucleotides long. It is a transcript of the gene CCDC125, whose product is annotated as coiled-coil domain containing 125. Gene Ontology annotation, molecular function: actin binding. The record is from RefSeq and is a predicted model, not a curated record. Gene Ontology annotation, cellular component: cytoplasm; actin cytoskeleton. Gene Ontology annotation, biological process: negative regulation of cell motility; actin filament depolymerization; negative regulation of Rho protein signal transduction. Lineage: Eukaryota; Metazoa; Chordata; Mammalia; Primates; Hylobatidae.